Pectinophora gossypiella (pink bollworm) is the source of this 8283-nucleotide messenger RNA. RefSeq names its product dedicator of cytokinesis protein 9 (gene Ziz). The transcript is spliced from 32 exons. Bases 137 to 6319 code for a protein of 2060 amino acids. The record is from RefSeq and is a predicted model, not a curated record. Gene Ontology annotation, biological process: positive regulation of GTPase activity; small GTPase-mediated signal transduction. Gene Ontology annotation, molecular function: guanyl-nucleotide exchange factor activity. NCBI's taxonomy places the organism in Eukaryota, Metazoa, Arthropoda, Insecta, Lepidoptera, Gelechiidae.
ACGUCAAUCGCGUUUUCGUAAAGUGGAGGGCUGCGAUUUUCGGCGUUUUGUAUUGAAGAUUGAUUACUGCAAAAUGUAAACAAGUAAGAUUUACCGUAAAAUCAUCGUUGUUUUUGUGAAUUACUCUUAAUUCGACAUGCCGCCGGUCAAUUCCAAGACGAAGAAGAACGGCGCAGAAUAUGAGAACAUAAUACCUACAAAAUGUUCAGCAUUGGAUUUUGAAAGAUACAUUCAGGAAAAUAAGACUCUACUACUGAAUGACCCACUCCGAGACAUCCUGCUGUAUCCAUCUGAUGAUGUAUCUAGCGUAGUCCUACCGCGGAGAUGGAGGACAGUGACGACAGCGGUGCCGGACGUGCGCACGGCCGCUACUUGUCCGCUGCUCACGCGGCAGGCUCUGCUGAGCUACGCCUCCAGCUGGAACCUCAUACACUACAAGUACAGCAGCUACUCCGGGACUUACCUUAACUUGCCAAGAACAAUAGACAAUAAAUUGCCGGAAGAAGUAUACGACUUAGACGCGGAGAUUGAAAGCGACAAUGAAGCUCAAGCGAAGGUGGAUGUUGGUACCAAAGAGGGGUACUUGCUCAAAGGUCCCGAGAUCGGCUCAGAGAGGAUCUUCAGCAAUCUUGCCUCGAAAUCCUUUAAGAAACGCUAUUGCUCAAUGGUUAGAGAAGCGGACGGAACUUAUAUUUUGGAGGUUUACAAAGAUGACAAGAAAACAGAUACGAAGCUCACUAUUGUCAUGGACUUUUGUUCGGAUGUGGUUAAAAACUCAAAACGCGGUAGAUUCGCCUUUGAGUUACGCAUGGCCGGUGGCAAGGGGUAUACGUUCUCGUCAGACAAUGAAGAGGAAAUGAAUGACUGGAUCACUGCUUUCAAAGCAGCGCUAAAGAAAAGUCACGACCAUCAAGGAGGUCAUCCCAAUGACGAAGUUUUAGACAAAGAUGCGGACAUGUCACUAACAGCAGAACCUCCGCCCCCUACAUACGGCACUCUCAAAGGUCUGGAACACAGCAUGAACCCACUCUUGAUGCGGUAUUCUCGAGAGACCGACCUGUCCAUCGCAGCGGCAAGGAACGACUGCCGGACUAACAUCUUCACCUUGCCGUUCAAGCGAGCUACUUCGCCCGAACCUCAGUUAGAACCAUUCAAAGAACAUUUUGGCCAAAGAAUAUUGCUCAAAUGUGAAAGUUUAAAGUUUAGGUUACAAGCACCGAUUGAUGGCGAUAAGGAACUUUUAUGCCAAGUGGAGCCUUACUUCACAUAUCUGGCUGUAUACGACGCGAGACUUGGAAGGAAACUAACUGAGAACUUCCACUUCGACCUCAAUCACGACGCGGUAAAGGAUCUAGUCAAAGAUACAGAGUGCACAAAGUCAUUAGUUGAAAAUUUUAGCUACGAUGUUAAGUUAGACGUUAAACAAAUACCCGAUGAAUGGUUUCGAUCAAAGAAACAGGUUCUUCUAUCAGUGAACAAUCCUCACCCGGAUUUGUUCCUAGUUGUGAGAAUCGACAAAAUACUCCAAGGCCACGUGAGUCAGGUGCUGGAACCUUACCUCAAGGCUACAAAGGACCCCCGCUUGGGCCUCAAAGUCCACAAAAAUGUGCAGGCCUAUGCCAACCGUGUGGGGACCUACAGGAUGCCUUUUGCUUGGGCUGCUAAACCUCUAUUCAAAUUAUACAGUAACGAUUUGGAUGCGACGCCGGAGUUUCCCGCCAUUUAUCGCCAAGAGCCGAACAAAAUGUCCGACGAAGACUUGAUGAAGAUCCUCUCGGACUUUAGGAAACCAGAGAAAUUGGCUAAACUCACUGUGAUUCCUGGCUGGCUGAAUAUUAACAUUCAACACAGCACUGAACAAAUACCAAAUUGCAUGACAAGCGCAUUCGCAGCGUUGAAGCCGUUCCCACUGCCGCCUACAUCGCCGCUCACUCUAGAGCUGGCGACACUGAAUUGGGAACCAGAGCAGCCAUACGCAGCGUACAUACAUCACUUGUAUGUACGCCCUCUAUCACUCAACUUCGAGUCGCAGAAGAUGUUCGUCCGAGCUAGAAAUAUCGCUUGCUCUGUCGAACUGAGGGAUUGUGAUUCUGGGGAUAAUAAACCCUUGCAGGCGGUGUACGGCCGGUCGGGCAUGACAACGCAAUACCGGUGCUCAGUGCUCCACCACAACGCCAACCCGUCGUGGAGCGACGAGGCCAAGAUCCGCCUGCCAGCCACCAUCACGCCGCAACACCACCUGUUGUUCACCUUCCACCACAUAUCCUGCGACCUUGCCAAGAAGAACGACGCCAAUGUCGAAACUUGUAUUGGGUACGCAUGGGUGCCAUUACUGAAGAACGAUAAAAUCGUCGAUGAGAUAGUAAACUUGCCGAUCGCAACUCACUUGCCAUCAGGAUAUCUCGCCAUUCAACCUCUCGGUCUUGGCAAAGGGAACGCAGGCCCAGACGUGGUAUGGGUAGAGGGCGAGAAACAGCUGUUCCGUUGCCAAUUAGUCCUCGACUCUACAGUGGCAACAAGAGACUCCCACUUGCACAACCUGUUCAGUCAAGCGGAGAGACUGAUCAAGGCCAAUUCGCCCUCCACCUCGCCUUCUCCACCACCGUGGAAUGACGUGCUCACAGCUCUGAAAGCUGCACAUGCGAUCAAACUGAGCUCCUUAGUUGCUUUCCUGCCAACUAUACUGAACCAGUUGUUUGAGUUGAUGACUGUAGAGAAAAGCUAUUCCCACGACAUGGGGUACCAAAUCGUGAAAUUGAUAGUGCAUUUUGUUCACAUGAUCCAUGACUAUGGCCGGAAAGAUUUGCUCGACAGUUACGUCAAGUACGUAUUCAACUGCGUGGAGUUCAAGCUGCACACGGUACUGACCGCGCCGCUGCACAUGUUCGUGGACCCCAGCCAGCAGGACUUCUUAUUAGGGCAUAAGUUCAUGCAGUACUCCGGCUUCUUCUUUGACAUCAUCACUAAAAGCAUGGCGCAGUAUUUGAUCAAUACUGGACGGAUAAAGAUGUCACGACAUGAACGGUUCCAACUGGAUUUGUUGGACAACAUUGACAAAUUAGUGUCGACUGUCGAGCCGUCAUACAUCUUGCAGCAACCGAUGCAAACUCACAUAUUUAACAAGAAUCUCGCUACGUUCCUAAAGUCUUGCCUUUCCUUCAUGGACCGAGGCUUCGUGUUCCGCCAGAUAAGGAAGUACCUCGACAAAUUCAAGGCUUGCGACCCCAAAGCGUUGUUCGACUUCAAGUUCACGUUCCUACAAACGAUCUGUUCCCACGAACAUUUCGUGCCGUUCAACUUGCCGUUGCAAGCCAAUAAGAUCAUUAAAGAGACGGAGGAAGACCCGGCCAAGUUGAAACUGACUGACGAGUUCGUCAUGAGACAUUUCCUCGCCGGCACGCUGUUGAAACAGGUGGAACAAUCCCUCCGCGAAGCGCCACAGAAGCGACGCACGGCUCUAGGCGUGCUAAGAGCGUUGUUUACGAAGCAUGAACAUGACGAUAGAUACCGGACGCGGCAGAGUCGCGCGAGGAUUGCGCAGAUGUAUGCGCCGUGGUUGACCGUUGUACUGGAAAACGCUCAUCGUCUAGUAACAAAGGCACUAGCCAGUCCUGUGAUAGAGAACGGGCACGACAAACCAGACGGCGACGCAACUACAAUAUCCAUUCUCAACAACGCCUCCAAAGAAGUGGCCUCAGCCAACAGCACGCCUCGAAGAAACCGCCUAACACUACACUUCGACCACACGCCUGUGAGAAAUUCCGCUCAUUUCAAGGACCCACCAAUAGUGCAAACUAAUUUGUACAUAAAAGAUCACGCAAACAAAUCGUCACAAAGUUCUUUAGAGUCAGUCUCUACUAUGUCCGGGGGAGAUUCGCUUCCGAGGAACAUGACGCGGCUGGAUUUGAGUGAAAUUGGUGAUCAGGUAAACAGAUUCGGUGUGAUGUCCGCUGAGGAGGUGCGGGAUGUGCUUUUGUGUUUCCUGUUUGUGUUGAAGUACUUGGACGAGGAGAGGCUGGUGGAGUGGUGGAAGACGCACUCGCCGGCGCAACAGCAGGCAUUCUUUAACGUUUUAGAAAUAUGCGCCGAACAAUUCCAAUACGUAGGAAGAAAGAAGAUCCUAUCAGAGUUGAAGGCAACUACUCCAGAUUGCAACGGCAAACCGAAACCCAUCAAAGCAAGGACUCUACCAGCGCGGAUGAGUCCUCCGGACUUCUCAAAAGAACCUCCUAUUAUAGUGGAGAAGAACAAUACUGUUAACAGGGAAAAUCUUGUGACGGCUACUGUUGCUUCAGAACUGGAAUCUGUAGCAGAGCAUUCAGUAUUGUCCGCCGGUUGCCUGGCAACGGAGGUGGGGCUGAUCAUAAUAGACCGCGCAUGUCUGUUCAUGAAAAACCUCGGAGCCGCAGACGGGGUCGCUGCGAAGCCCUAUCUCAAGUUACUGACAUUCCCUCAAAGCGAGACGCUGUAUAAACAUGUAUUCGCUGCGUUGAGAGCUUACAUCAACCAGUUUUCUGAAACGCUGUUUGAAGGUGGCAGCACGCUGUGCGCAGGCGUAGUGAGCGCCGUGGUGAAGCUGUGCGAAGCGCGCGCCGCGUGGCUGCGCCGCGAGGCGGCCGCGGCGCUCUACCUGCUCAUGCGGGCCAACUUCCAGCAUGGCGCCGGCGGCAACCUCACGCGGGUGCAUCUUCAGGUCAUAAUAGCCGUAUCGAAGCUACUAGACAACUCAACAGCACUAAACUGCAAGCGUUUCCAAGAGUCAUUGUCUGUGAUCAAUUGCUUCGCGACGGGUGACAAGGCUAUGAAGGGCACGGGACUGUCCAAUGAGGUGGCGGAACUAAUGCGGCGCGUGCGCACUGUAGUCGGAGCGAGAGCUAGACUCGCUGGUGUAGGCGGUACCACUGGAUCAGGUGCUGGCAGCGUUCACCUGGCCGAGCUUCAACACGCAUUAGCGGCGUCUUGCCGAGCCACGCCGCGGCUGCGUCACGCAUGGCUGGCCACACUAGCUGAGCACAACGCCAGGCAGGGUGACCACGAUGAGGCGAUGUGUUGUCAACUACAUAUAGCAGCGCUGAUAGCAGAGUACUUGAAGCUGCGCGGCACGCAGACGUGGGGCGCGGACGUGUUCGGAGAGAUCUCCAUGAACAUAGCCAAGGAUGAGACCGGCCUUAAGAUUGACGAAGGAAUGGCGGAUGUCCAUUACAACGAGCAGGCGCUUCUCGAACAGCUGAUGAUAUGCACAGAGUUCGUGGACAAGGCCGAGAGAUACGAACUACUGGGGCCUCUGUAUCGUCUCAUCAUACCCAUCUACGAGCGAAGGAAGGACUACCAAGCUCUCCUUACCUGCUACCAGCACCUCACCAAAGCAUACGCUAAAGUGAUCGAAGUCACCAACUCUGGGAAACGGCUCCUCGGCAGGUUCUACAGGGUCGCGUUCUACGGCAAAGCGUAUUUCGGCGAGGACGAAGAGGGUGUAGAAUUCAUCUACAAGGAACCGAAGCUGACGUCACUUAGCGAGAUAUCAGAGAAGCUACAGAACUUCUACGAACAGAAGUUCGGCGCGGGACACGUCAAAAUGAUUAUGGACUCGGCUCCGGUGAAUCGUGACGAACUAGACAGCAAGCUAGCGCACAUCCAAGUGACGUGGGUUCGGGCGGCGCCUGAAGGCGUAGCCAGCGUGAGCACCGCCAGCGAGGGGUCCUUCGAGCGCGCUCACAACGUGCGGCGCUUCGUGUUCGAGACGCCCUUCACUAGGGAUGGGGCAGCAAGAGGCCCCGUGCACCAUCAGCGGCUCAGACUUACGCAUCUCACUGCGGAAACCUGGUUCCCAUACGUAAAGCGUCGGGCGCCUGUCAUCGAAACUCAGGUGGAAGAGAAGAGUCCUAUUGAGGUGGCCGUCUCCGAGAUGGAGGGACAAGUCGCCGAACUGACCGAGAUAGUCAACGCUAAAGCGCCUGAUCUUAAGAAAUUGCAACUCAGAUUACAAGGCAGUGUAUGCGUGCAGGUGAACGCCGGGCCUUUAGCGUACGCCAACGCUUUCCUGGAUCCCACACUAGCACAGAUGUACCCUGAAGAGAUGGUCGACAAACUCAAAGCCAUAUUUAAAGAGUUCCUGACUAUUUGCCACUCAGCGCUUCAGCUGAACGCGAAACUGAUCAGUUCCGACCAGGUUUCCUAUCACGAGGCAUUGGAGACCAACUACUACAAGCUGAGUGAUUCACUCGCCGGCAUAUUGGGGCAGCCGUUGCAAGAUAUACUGGUCAACGGGAGUCUUAGUACCACCGUCACCGGUGUCGAACUAGAAUCCAGCAACGCUUGAACUAUGGGCAACGAAACGGUUUAAAACUGGUGUGAUGUAAUGACAUCAUAGCUAGUGAUCGGAUAUUCUGGCGCUUAUAUACCUGAAGUUUUCCAGUUGACUAAUGUGCAUAGCUGUAUUGAAAGAAUCCCUCGAAACGGAUUGAUAAGAAACUCUAACGUUUUGUUCGAUCCGGGAGUUUCAUCAUCAAAAUUAUUCCGCUUCCAUGCUUUCAUAGCAUUUCGUGGGAUUUUAUAAAGUUUAGGUAAUAUCUGAUCACUGAACUUGACGUAAGAAAGAUUGUCCGCCAUAUUAUAAUACACUUUGGAAACGUCGCUUUAAUCUGGUCAGUAGGGCUUGCGCAACAUGAUAAAAUUUUGUCGCAGUAAUUUUAUCCAUUCUGACGAUAUAAUCAUGUCGUUUUGUCGAUUAGUGCUAAUAUGUGAACCCAAAUAAGUCAUAUCGUUGUGUUAAAAUGCGAACAAAAUCACGUGGUAUGCAUGUUACGGAAAAAAAACUUAUCAAUUUCGACAAAAUUUAUUGAAUCGAUCGACAAUUUCAUGACGUUAUGCAUGUUAGCCCUGCAGGAUUAUAAGCUUUCUAUCUUAGAACGUUAUAAGCGCAUACAAUAGUAAGAAAGUAUGCCAAUUUACCAAUUAGUCCAAUAUGUUCUCUAAAUUAAUCUGUUAAAGAUUACUCUUCUAUCAAAUGAUCUUUAAACGGUAUCAGUACUACGGGUUUAUUUUCUUACAAAGACUGUUCAAGUACUUCGUCAAUGUGAAAUUGAUUAACCAACACAUUCACUCAUUUCUUUACUAAUAAAUUGUAACUUAUUCACAUUAGGGAUAAGACGAAAGCCAUUUAAGGCAUUUCAAAUCGGAUUUUAUCACAAAAGUAUUUCAAAUAGUCAAUUACUGGUUCCAUCCUCCUUCACUUACCUUUGAUACCUAUUGGAAUUUUGAUGAGUGCCAUGAGUACCGCCAAAUAUGGCGUUAGGUGAACGGAACAACAAUGUAGCACAAAAUUACAUUAUUAGUACGAUUUAGGUAAGAUUUUAUACCUCCAUAAACGAACCUAAGAACCAUUUAUAAAUAUUAAGCGGUUUCUUGUCCCAGUCUGAGGGCGUGUCCCAUUUUUCAUACAUUCAUUCAUACAUAAAUAAGUUUUUUGUACUUUCCUACUAUUUUCUGAUUGUUGAAAUACUACUACUGUUCAUUCAUUUAUUUACGUAAUUAUUUAAGUUUGUUGUCAUUCAUAAUUAUUACAAAGAAAAAAGGGAUGGUAAUAUCUUUUGUUUUACAAUAGAAAAUUGGGACCUGAUACUUAUUUUUAUUGCGCUUUUCACAAAUCUAAAUAUGUUUUUCAACAUGCAUAACUUGCAUAAUGAAAAUAGGUAGUUUAUGGUAAAUAAAAUACUUGUAUUAGUUUGUAUGAACAAAUUUUAAGAAUAUAUUAUUGUCUGUUUUAUUUAUUUGUUGAUUGUCGAGUUAAGCCUUACUUUACAAAUCUAUCACAAACUUAAAACUAAUUAAUAUGAGUUAAGUGUUUCAUUCAUUCAUUCCAUGAUUAUUUAUUGGUGUUUCUUUUUAUAUUAUCAUAAUUUCUUUUGUCAGUAAAGAUAUUUUGUUUUUAACUAUUUGCUUUGUAAAAUAAGUACAUUCACAAACGUAAUAGAUUUGAUGUUAUGUAUUUUUCAUUUUCUUUAUUCAUCCCUAUUGUGUAUUAAGUAGGUACUUAAAUGACAAGAUGUUUUUUUUUAUGGAUUGGAGUAAAUAAAGAUUUGUUUACAAUUGUGAGAAUAUAGUAAUGCCAUUUAAAACAUGCUUAUUAAUAGUGAUACAUCCUUGUAGUCGUUACAGUAUAUCUAUAUACUUACCUACCUACCUAUUGUUAAAAUAUGUGCACGAAAUAUUAAGCGAGAAUUUUGUAUCGUCUACUCGAUUGUAAUCUGAAUUUCACUGUUUUAUUACAUUUUGUAAAAAAUA